This is a messenger RNA of Zingiber officinale, 891 nucleotides long. RefSeq names its product cell division control protein 48 homolog B-like. Gene Ontology annotation, molecular function: ATP hydrolysis activity; cysteine-type endopeptidase inhibitor activity; polyubiquitin modification-dependent protein binding. The transcript has 8 exons. Bases 1 to 891 code for a protein of 296 amino acids. NCBI's taxonomy places the organism in Eukaryota, Viridiplantae, Streptophyta, Magnoliopsida, Zingiberales, Zingiberaceae. The record is from RefSeq and is a predicted model, not a curated record. Gene Ontology annotation, cellular component: nucleus; VCP-NPL4-UFD1 AAA ATPase complex; cytosol. Gene Ontology annotation, biological process: mitotic spindle disassembly; autophagosome maturation; retrograde protein transport, ER to cytosol.
AUGGAUGGAUGGAAGGAAGGAAGGAAGGAAGGAGAUCAGUUAACCUAUAUCGUCGCUCGCUUCGCCGUCGACGAGCACAACAAGAAACAGAAUGCACUUCUGGAGUUUGCAUGUGUUGUGAAGGCGAGGGAGCAGGUUGUCGCUGGAACUCUGCAUCACUUGACGGUGGCGGCAGUUGAGGGAGGGGAGAAGAAGUUGUACGAGGCCAAAGUUACUGAUUGUAAUACUGAGUCAUCUGCUCACACAAUAAAUGUGCCCAAAUCUGGGAAACUGAAGGACCUUAUUCAGGUUCUAGGUGUUGCUUCUUCAUUGAGAGACGAUGAGAGUCUAUUGAUUGCUGAGGUUUAUGCUAAUUGCAUUAUCCGUAUUCUGGAUGAACCAUCAGAUUCAAUAUCCCUUAUACCAAAAGAUGCUGAAAAAUCUCUAGUUGUGAUUUUUGCACACCAAAGAUUGGAAGAGUUUGACAGAGAAAUUGACAUUGGUGUUCCUGAUGAGGUUGGCCGAUUGGAGGUUCUUCGCAUCCAUACUAAGAACAUGAAGCUAUCUGAUGAUAUUGAUUUGGAAAGGAUUGCUAAGGAUACUCAUGGCUAUGUUGGGGCUGACCUUGCUGCUUUAUGCACUGAAGCUGCUCUCCAGUGUAUCCGUGAAAAGAUGGACAUAAUCGAUCUAGAAGAUGAAUCAAUUGAUGCUGAGAUUCUCAAUUCUAUGUCUGCUACAAAGGAACACUUUAAGACUGCUUUGGGAUCUAGUAACCCAUCUGCCCUCCGUGAAACUGUUGUUGAAGUACCAAAUGUCAACUGGGAUGAUAUUGGUGGGCUGGAAAAUGUCAAGAGGGAACUGCAAGAGGUAGUUUGUUGGAUAUGUUUGAGUUUUUAUGUCCACAAAGUGUGA